CAGUUUCCUGUAUCCUUAGGAACCAAGCACUAGUGCACUGCAUUUAAUACUGUGCUGUGUUCUGUAGUCUACAUAUAUAUACACCAGGAUGAAGAAUGGGGCGGAGAAAGAGAAUAAUAGGAAUGAAGAACCUGAGGAAAAUAGCAAGGUAUUCCUAAGAAGAUGGUACAUUUUGAUCCUUUUUUCAUUCUUUACCCUGCACUCAUGCGCAGUCUGGAACACAUGGGGCCCGAUAGCGAAAACUGCCAAAAAGGUAUAUGGCUGGACAGAUGGAACCCUAACCCUGUUUACACUUUGGGGUUGUCUAGACUUCCCUAUAUUCUUCCUACCCUCAGCCUGGCUUCUUGGUCGUAGCCUCCGCUGGUCCGUUGUCAUCGCUGCCUUCUGUAUGCUUCUAGGAUCAUCGAUCAGAUGCUUACCCCUAGUGUUCCCACUUGAUGACCAAGCAUUUACUUACCUCUGCCACGCGGGAGCAAUUAUUAAUGCAAUUUGCGGACCAGUUGCAAUGUCAGCACCAAUACAGAUUUCAUCUGCUUGGUUUCCUCCAACAGAACGUACUUUUGCAACCAGUAUAGGUCAAAUGUUCAACGCUCUUGGUGUCGGCGUCUCCUUUAUUUUUGGAACCUUUAUUGUUAGGGAGGCUUCUGAGGACUGUGAACUUGAUCCUCCAAGUUCAGAUAAUAUUCUUUGUUUGAACAAGGAAUCUGAUCUAAAACUUGCAAGAGAUGAUAUUGACAUCCUUCUCUUGAUCCAUGGUGGUAUAUCCUUGGUAAUUUUUCUUCUGAUUCUUCUAUAUUUCCCGAGCCAGCCACCUAAACCUCCAAGUAUAUCUGCUACAGAACCAAGAACUCUGUUCCUUGAAGGAUUUAAAACCCUUCUUAAAUCAAGAACAGCCUGGUUUACCAUGAUAACCUACUCAAUGUCUCAAGGUUUAGUUCAGAUGUGGCAAAGUGUGAUGAUAAUUAAUAUUCUAAAUCUAGAAAUAGAAGGAGUAACUGAGAAAUGGGCUUCAAUGCUUGGAAUAGUUAUAAGUUUUGUAGCUGUGGCUGCUAGCAUUGGAUUCGCUUUUAUUCUUAAAUGGUUCAGAAAAAGGAUGAAGCAUGUGAUUAUCCUUCUGCUUGCGGUAUCAGGCACAAUAUUUAUUGUUGUAGCUCUACUUUUCCAGGGUGUGAUACAAUUUCAAAAUGCUGAACAUUUUAAGAUUUCUGCAUAUAUUCUGCUGUUGUCAGGAAUAAGCCUGGCUUGUGCAUCAGCACCUGUUCUCUUCGAAUUCAGUGUGGAGUUAAGCUAUCCUGUAGCAGAGGGUUGUAUUGGAACUUGGCUUACUGUUUGGUUUAAUAUUCUUUCCGUUCUUUUCUUCCUGGUCUUUCAAAUACCGGACAUAGGAACAGAUUGGUUGAACUAUAUACUUCCUGCCUAGAUUGGUUGAACUAUAUACUUCCUGCCUAGAUUGAAUGAACUAUAUACUUCCUG
Eurytemora carolleeae is the source of this 1473-nucleotide messenger RNA. RefSeq names its product disrupted in renal carcinoma protein 2 homolog. Gene Ontology annotation, cellular component: intracellular membrane-bounded organelle; membrane. The coding region runs from base 89 to 1420 and encodes 443 amino acids. The transcript has 12 exons. Lineage: Eukaryota; Metazoa; Arthropoda; Copepoda; Calanoida; Temoridae. Gene Ontology annotation, molecular function: transmembrane transporter activity. Gene Ontology annotation, biological process: transmembrane transport. The record is from RefSeq and is a predicted model, not a curated record.